Molecule: messenger RNA, 2001 nt
Organism: Salvia miltiorrhiza (redroot sage)
Lineage: Eukaryota; Viridiplantae; Streptophyta; Magnoliopsida; Lamiales; Lamiaceae
Product: aldehyde dehydrogenase family 7 member B4
Exons: 15
Coding region: 195-1757 (520 amino acids)
Molecular function (GO): aldehyde dehydrogenase (NAD+) activity
Source: RefSeq, a predicted model, not a curated record
ACGAAGCAUAAAUGAUCGACGUUAAAAUGGAGAAAAAGUUUGGGUUUUGCCUUUGAUAAAUUUGCUCCCAUCACUCACACACGUAGAAUUCUCAGCGGACACGACUCUUCUUUCUUCUUCAUCUUCUUUCUUCCGUCGUCACCAUUUAUCCAAAUCCCAUCUCACUGUAAGUCUUGUUCAAUUUUUCUCUCGCAAUGUCUGAAUUGAGUACUACUUCCCCUGCUUACGAAAUGAACUUCGCGAAGAGGGAGUACGAGUUCUUGAAGGAAAUCGGGCUCGGACCGCGGAAUUCGGGCUGUUAUGUCAAUGGGGUUUGGCAAGGGAGCGGGCCCGUGGUUUCUUCUGUGAAUCCUGCUGAUAAUCAGCAAAUUGCUGAAGUUUUUGAAGCAUCCAUUCAAGACUAUGAAGAAGGCAUGCGAGCAUGUGCCGAUGCUACCAAGAUAUGGAUGCAGAUUCCAGCACCAAAGAGAGGUGAGAUUGUAAGGCAAAUUGGUGAUGCUCUGAGAACCAAACUCCAUCACCUCGGCCGGCUUGUAUCCCUUGAAAUGGGAAAGAUACUUGCUGAAGGAAUAGGGGAAGUUCAGGAAAUAAUUGAUAUGUGUGACUUUGCUGUGGGAUUAAGCCGCCAGCUGAAUGGAUCCGUUAUACCUUCUGAACGACCUAAUCACAUGAUGUUGGAGAUGUGGAAUCCCUUGGGAAUAGUCGGCGUUAUUACAGCCUUCAACUUUCCUUGUGCUGUUCUUGGAUGGAAUGCAUGCAUAGCUCUAGUUUGUGGAAAUUCUGUAGUGUGGAAAGGUGCUCCGACCACACCUCUCAUUACCAUCGCGAUGACAAAGAUAAUAGCUGGAGUACUGGAGAAAAACAAUUUACCGGGAGCAAUUUUCACAGCAUUCUGUGGAGGUGCUGAGAUUGGUCAAGCUAUAGCAAAAGAUCCGCGCAUUCCCCUAGUUUCUUUUACCGGGAGUUCAAAGGUGGGUCUAAUGGUACAACAAACGGUGAAUCAAAGAUACGGCAAGUGCCUGCUCGAGCUAAGUGGCAAUAAUGCCAUAAUAGUCAUGGAUGAUGCUGACAUUGAACUUGCUGUACGCUCUGUUCUGUUCGCUGCUGUUGGUACUGCUGGCCAGCGAUGUACAACUUGCCGUAGAUUGAUUCUCCACGAGAGUGUUUAUCAGAAAGUACUUGACCGGUUAUGUGAUGUCUACAAGCAAGUCAAAGUCGGAAAUCCGUUAGAGAAAGGUACCUUACUCGGGCCGCUGCACACUCCUGUUUCGAGGGAAAAUUUUGUGAAGGGAAUAGAGAAAAUCAAAUCUCAGGGAGGAAAGAUUCUUGUUGGUGGCAGCAUUAUUGAGUCUGAAGGAAAUUUUGUGCAGCCCACCAUAGUCGAAAUAUCUGCUAGUGCCGACGUUGUUAAGGAAGAGUUGUUUGCUCCUGUUCUCCACGUGAUGAAGUUUCAGACGCUGAAGGAAGCAAUUGAAAUAAACAAUUCUGUGCCUCAAGGCCUAAGUAGUUCCAUCUUCACUCGGAGGCCUGAAAUCAUAUUCAAAUGGAUCGGUCCCCAAGGAAGUGAUUGUGGUAUUGUGAAUGUAAACAUUCCGACAAAUGGUGCUGAGAUUGGCGGCGCUUUUGGUGGCGAGAAAGCUACUGGAGGCGGCCGUGAAGCUGGGAGCGAUUCUUGGAAACAAUACAUGAGGCGCUCAACUUGCACUAUCAACUACGGAAGCGAGCUGCCUCUGGCUCAAGGGAUCAACUUCGGGUAGUGGAUACGAACGGGCAAGCUCGACUCGAGCAGGUGUGGUUUCUUGUCAAAAAUGCUUAUUAGUUCCAUAUCUGAAUCUAUGGCAAGAAUCUGAAUGAUGGCUGGUUCCAUAUCUGAACCUAUGGCAAGAAUCUGAAUGAUCAGAUUCUGUAAUGAAAUAAAGCAUAAUUUUAGACUUGCUGUUGUAUAUGAAUACGGAAGGAUUUUAAUUUAAACGGCAUAUCAUAUUUAAGGGGUUUGAAAAA